Clonostachys rhizophaga is the source of this 1578-nucleotide messenger RNA. The record is from the annotation of a GenBank genome assembly. Lineage: Eukaryota; Fungi; Ascomycota; Sordariomycetes; Hypocreales; Bionectriaceae.
AUGGCCAAAACAGUAUCCGCGGAGACCUUGCGCCGUUACUGGGCUAACAAGGAUGAAGUGGCCUUGAUUGACGUCCGAGAAGAAGGGCCUUAUGCAGACGCCCAUCCAUUUUUCGCGCUGACCGUGCCGGUAUCGGAAUUGGAGAUCAGAGUACCGGCUCUAGUUCCUCGGCUCUCUGUGCCCAUUGCUGUCUACGAUGAUGGGGAGGGCUACGCCGAGCGUGCUGUGGCACGACUCGAAGCCAUAGGCUAUCUUGAUGUUUCUAUCUUAGCAGGUGGCCUGUCCGGUUAUGCACGGGUGGGCGAGGUGUUCCGGGACGUAAACGUGCCCUCAAAAGCCUUCGGGGAGCUCGUGGAGGCCAUUCGUCACACACCCUCCUUGCCUGCACGCGAGAUCAAGCAGCUUCUAGAUAGCGACAAUGAUGUGGUGGUUCUGGAUUCACGAAGGUAUGAAGAGUACCACACCAUGAGCAUUCCGCGAGGGCAAAGCUGCCCGGGAGGGGAGUUGCUGUACCGGGUCUUUGAGGUAGCCCCGAAACCGACCACUAUCGUUAUUGUCCACUGCGCAGGCCGCACCCGAAGUAUCGUUGGUACUCAGUCCCUAGUCAAUGCGGGUAUUCCCAACAGAGUCGUUGCUCUCGAAAACGGCACCAUCGGUUGGACACUCGAGGGUUUGGAACUCGACAAGGGCAGAAUUGAGCGAGUCGGGCAGCCGUCGUCUGCAGCUGUAGAACAGUCGCGACAGUAUGCCAGAAGGUGGGUUAGCCAUGUCGGUGUACCCGUUGUUGGUAUAGAGAAAGUCAGAGAAUUCACAGCGGCGGCAGAUUCGCGAACGCUGUACCUGCUGGAUGUGAGAGAUCCAAAAGAGUACGAGCAGGGCCAUCCGAAGGGCUUCGUUUCUGCUCCCGGUGGCCAGUUGGUCCAAGCUACCGACGAAUGGGUUGGCGUUAGAGGCGCCCGGAUAGUGUUAUACGAUACCGAUGGAGUAAGAGCUCUCAUGACCGCUAGCUGGUUGUUACAGCUCGGUUGGGAUGUCCAUGUUCUUGAACACGGUGCUUCAGUGCCGGAUGAUCUCCCCUCGGCCACGCAAGCCUCUUGGCAAGUACCAAAAUCUGGCGCCAUAACAGUCGAGGACCUCAAAAGACUUGCUCAGCCAACAAUCGUGGAUCUUGCCCGCAGCCCAGUCUAUCGAAAGGGCCACAUACCUGGGGCUUGGUUCGCUUCUGGCCCAGAACUCGCCCGUGAUCUGCAAUCCGCUCCGGGUUCCGGGCCUAUCGUGCUAACAUCACCGGACGGCAAAAUUGCAGCCUUAAAUGUGGACUACGCUCGCACGCACUUGUCGCGAGAGAUCCUAUAUCUAAGCGGAGGAACGGAGGCGUGGACAUCCCAGGGCAACCUACUCGAGACAGAACACCGAUGGUUGUCAAAACCUAUUGAUGUUUACAAACGCCCAUAUGAAGGAACUGAAAACGCUCGAAAAGACAUGCAAGGAUAUAUUGAUUGGGAGCAUGGACUCGUCGCACAGAUCGCGAAUGAUGGCAUUGCGCGCUUCCACGUUGUGCGUGACAUACCGCAGUGA